AUGGCUGCUUCAGCGAGAUCUGCUUCCUGCUGGGAGGGAUGUGAGGGUGGAGAAACCUGGAUUGAAGCUGAAUGGCAACCAGAGUGCUGGAAAACUGAACCAGAAGGCAAGAAUGAGGACAGAAUCAGAGCACCUUGGAAUAGAUGUGAGAAGACUCUGCUCUGGGAAAAGCUGCCCUGGAGAGCCAUGGCUGCCGCCCCUCAUCUCAACUCUGAUGCACUGCGAGAGGUCCUGGAGUGCCCCAUUUGCAUGGAGUCCUUCACCGAGGAGCACCUGAGACCCAAGCUCUUACACUGUGGGCACACCAUCUGCAAACAGUGCUUGGAGAAGCUCCUGGCAAACAGCAUUAAUGGGAUCCGGUGCCCCUUCUGCAGCAAAAUUACACGGAUCACAAGCUUAGCUCAGCUGACUGACAACCUGACUGUGCUGAAAAUCAUAGACACCACUGGACUGGGGGAAGCAGUGGGUCUUCUCAUGUGCAAGGUCUGUGGGAGAAGGUUGCCAAGACACUUCUGCAAGAGCUGUAGCUUGGUUUUAUGUGAGCCCUGCAAGGAGUCAUCGCACAUGCCUCAAGGACAUAGAGUUGUUGCUAUCAAAGAGGCUGCUGAGGAGCGUAGGAGGGAAUUUGGGACGAGGCUUGCCAGACUUCGGGAGCUCAUGGGUGAUCUGCAGAAAAGAAAAGCAUCUCUGGAGGGUGUUUCAAGAGACCUGCAGUCUAGAUACAAAGCAGUUCUGCAAGAUUACAGCAAAGAAGAGCGCAAGAUCCAGGAGGAACUGGUCAGGUCACGCAAGUUCUUCACCAGCUCUUUGUCAGAAGUGGAGAAGGUAAAUAAUCAGGUCAUGGAGGAGCAAGCUUAUCUGCUGAACUUAGCAGAAGUGCAGAUAAUGUCUCGCUGUGACUAUUUCCUUGCCAAAAUCAAGCAGGGAGAUAUAGCUCUCUUGGAGGAGGCAGCAGAUGAGGAAGAACCAGAACUGACAAACAGUCUUCCAAGGGAGCUGACUCUUCAAGAGGUUGAACUCCUGAAGGUGAGCCACGUGGGACCACUGCAGAUUGGGCAGGUGGUGAAGAAACCCCGCACUGUCAAUGUGGAGGAAUCCCUCAUGGAAACUGCAGCAUCCUCAUCGGCAUCAUUCAGGGAGCCUGACUUGGUGCAAGAGGAGCCCAGCUGCACACCCAGUUCCUCCCCAGCCAAGCCAAGGAUGCCUGAAGCAGCCACAAGCAUUCAGCAGUGUCACUUCAUCAGGAAGAUGGGCUCCAAGGGCAGCCUGCCAGGGAUGUUUAACCUCCCUGUCAGCCUACAUGUCACCCUGCAGGGCGAGGUGCUUGUGGCAGACAGAGGCAACUUCCGAAUCCAGGUUUUUACCCGCAAGGGCUUCCUAAAGGAGAUUCGCCGGAGCCCCAGCGGCAUUGACAGCUUUGUCUUGAGUUUCCUUGGAGCAGACUUACCCAAUUUGACACCCCUUUCUGUCACCAUGAACUGCCACGGCCUGAUAGGUGUGACUGACAGCUACGAUAACUCAGUCAAGGUCUACACUAUGGAUGGCCAUUGCGUGGCCUGUCACCGGAGCCAGCUAAGCAAGCCCUGGGGCAUCGCUGCUCUGCCUUCGGGGCAGUUCGUAGUCACUGAUGUGGAAGGAGGCAAACUCUGGUGUUUCACAGUGGACCGUGGCGUGGGGGUAGUGAAGUACAGUUGCUUAUGUAGUGCAGUGCGCCCCAAGUUUGUCACCUGCGAUGCUGAAGGGACCAUAUACUUCACCCAGGGGCUGGGGCUUAACCUGGAGAACCGGCAGUACGAGCACCAUUUAGAAGGAGGCUUUUCAAUCGGCUCUGUUGGCCCAGAUGGGCAGCUGGGACGCCAGAUUAGCCACUUCUUCUCUGAGAAUGAGGAUUUCAGGUGCAUUGCUGGGAUGUGUGUCGAUGCCAGGGGAGACCUCAUUGUUGCUGACAGCAGCCGCAAAGAAAUCCUGCAUUUUCCUAAAGGAGGGGGCUAUAACAUCUUAAUCCGUGAAGGACUCAUCUGCCCAGUUGGUAUUGCCAUUACUCCCAAAGGGCAGCUGUUGGUGCUGGACUGUUGGGAUCAUUGCAUUAAGAUCUACAGUUACCACCUGAGAAGAUAUUCCACCCCUUAA
This is a messenger RNA of Nestor notabilis (Kea), 2130 nucleotides long. RefSeq names its product tripartite motif containing 32 (gene TRIM32). The coding region runs from base 1 to 2130 and encodes 709 amino acids. The record is from RefSeq and is a predicted model, not a curated record. The transcript is spliced from 2 exons. Lineage: Eukaryota; Metazoa; Chordata; Aves; Psittaciformes; Psittacidae. Gene Ontology annotation, molecular function: zinc ion binding; protein binding.